AUGAACGUAAAGACUGAAAACUCAGAGAUCAGCCUGGAGAAGCUGGCGCUGCCGGGGAGAUUCCUGCUCCGCCUGCUGGACGCUGCUCUGCUGUCGGUUACUGACCUGCUGGCCAGGAUGUUAGGAAGCCGCCUGGUCAGACGACACUUCCACCUGCUGCUGUCGGCGCUGGUUCUGUUCGGUCCUCUGCUCAGUUUCUGGGUGUCAAAGUUCAGCAUCUUCGCUAACAGCAACCACUACCUGUACAGGAAGUUCCUGAAGUCCACCUGGGGUUGGACCUGCAUCUUCACAGGUUCUUACCUCCUCCUGCUCCUCCUCUCCUCCUCGGCCCGCCCCCCCUCCCUGCUCCUCCGCCACCUGUCCCGUAUGGGGGUGGUGGCGCUGCUCUGGUGGGGCUGUCGGAGGGUCCUGACCCUGCUGGAGGACGCAGCAGGAACCUGUUAUGAACCUGUUAGGACUCCUACCCAGGACAUCCUAAGCCCCGCCCCCUCCGUGCCGCCCCUGCUGCUGCUGCACCCAGACCAGACCCGGGCCUCCUGCCUGGGGGCCGGCAUGCUGUGGCGAGGCCACCAGGUGUCCCAGGACGUCCUCAUCGUCUGCCUGUGCUGCCUGCUGCUGGUGGAGGAGACGUCUGUCUUUGGGCUCCACCUGGCUCAGACCAGGUCUCAGACCAGGUCUCCUGGUUCUCCUGGUGCCCCUCUAAGACUCCUCUUCCUGCUCUGUGUGGCUCUGCUGGCUGUUUGGAUCUUCCUGCUGCUGUGUCUGCUGGCACACUUCCCCGAGUUCCCCUCCCAGCAGCUGGGGGGCGCUCUGGGCUACCUGGGCUGGAGAGGACUCUAUCAGGGCUGGUUCAGACUCAGACUGAGCUGGGCUGGUCCUGCUCUGCCUGGAGAGGGACUUCUCACCACCUUAGAUGGACAAUAA
Molecule: messenger RNA, 924 nt
Organism: Centropristis striata (black sea bass)
Lineage: Eukaryota; Metazoa; Chordata; Actinopteri; Perciformes; Serranidae
Product: fat storage-inducing transmembrane protein 1
Exons: 2
Coding region: 1-924 (307 amino acids)
Biological process (GO): phospholipid biosynthetic process; lipid storage; lipid droplet organization
Cellular component (GO): endoplasmic reticulum membrane
Source: RefSeq, a predicted model, not a curated record